UUGAACAGCGUCACCUACCACUAUGCGGCCUACAAGACCUCACUUUUUGCCGAGGUCGAGAAACAGAAAAGCACACACAAGAAAUGUUUGAUUCACAGAUUAAUUUACGUAGCGAAGAUCAGUACGAGUACAGUGAAGAAGAGAGACAUCACAGAUCACUACGAGCAGCUGUUUAACCAUCUGCAGAAGAACCCCCAGGCAGAGGGUAUCACUGGGCUUCUGCUGCUGUACCCGAGAUGUAUCCUGCAUGUGCUGGAGUCCUCUUCAGAUGUCUUAAACACAAUUCUGCAGGAUCUUAGGGCAAUGGAGGAGAAAGGCACUGACUCUCUCCUGAAGGAUGCCAGGAUCCUGGUGAUGUCCUACAGUGUUCCGGCCCAUGUGUUCCACGAGUGGGGGUUCAGGUGCCUGAACCUGCCCCUGAGCCUGCAGGAGGAGGCCCGGAGCCCACAGACCAUGGAGAGCUUGGUUCCCGACUGCCUCUCCCUGCUCUACAGGCUGUGCGCACACCUGCUGAAGGGCAGCACAGACCAGGGUGACCGCGAGGAGGGGGAGGCGGGGGAGGAGGUCCAGGAGCAGGACCUGCUGGUGGAGGAGGAGACCGUGGCCCAGCUGUGCCACAGUACCGCCCUGCGCACGCCCGCCUCCUUCCUGCAGGCCUACCACGCGCCCCUGCACGUCCUCAUGGACUCAGAAAUUGUGUGGCCCACUCAAUGUCACCUUUACUGGUGACAACUUCUCAUGAAACUGAACAAGUACACCAGUAUAUAAAUGGAGUAACCGGACACCUGCUAUUGACUUUGUGUUGAUAUACACCCAUCAAGCUAUUUAAAAAGCACAAUAAAAUGCAUUUUCAAAGACAAA
Lepisosteus oculatus (spotted gar) is the source of this 861-nucleotide messenger RNA. Its product is annotated as testis-expressed protein 47-like. Gene Ontology annotation, molecular function: blue light photoreceptor activity; FAD binding. The record is from RefSeq and is a predicted model, not a curated record. Lineage: Eukaryota; Metazoa; Chordata; Actinopteri; Semionotiformes; Lepisosteidae.